GUAUCAUUACUGGUGACAGGAUGUCCUCAAUUCCAGACCCAAGAUGAUUUUGGCUCUGGAAGUGGAAUUGAUCCAACACUGCAGUGGCAGCUAGCUUCUAUGGCACCAGAUCUACAGGACCGGACUCUCGACAAUCUUGACGUUGAUCCUGACGUACGAGACAUCUUAGCCCGUCUCCGGAGCAUUUUCCACCAGCCACAGCUUUCGUCCUUGACGACCACCGAGCUUCAUGACCUGACGUGCUUUGUCGUCCAUAAGCUUCUGUUACUGCCUCCACUCUCGCCUGCACAACCGAAGCAAUCAUCUACCUCUGAAUGUCUUCGAUACGCAUUGGUGCUCUACAUGUUGAGCAUCCAUGGGACGACGUAUUACUCUCACCAUCACUUGAUAAAUACUAUCCUACUCCAGCUCAAAGGGUAUUAUGCGGCUUUGAGCCAUACAAAUUACACGCAUGGCUCGCUCGAAAUAUGGGUUUCCUUUGUCGGCAUGGUGGCAUCUACCAACACAACACAUUACCAGUGGUUCAUCGACCAAGCUUGUGCUGCUGCUGUUGCACUCAGUCUGCAUACAUGGGAGGAUGUACUCAGCCACCUUGAGAACGUACUUUGGGUGAGAACACAGCACGAGGCGGCCUUUCGGGGAAAGUGGGAAGAAAUCGUCAGUAAAGCCUAUUAACGCUGCAUAUUCAUGCGUGUCUUUACACCAGUAUAUGAAACCUCCAAAAACCCAAAGAUACAAACGAAGGAGCUGUGUUGAUGGAUCCAGACCGCGGAGAAGCUUGCUUACUUCCUCACAAAUCUAAGUGGUCAGUGCUUCGGUGCUUCGGAGUCUAGUCCUAAAUAGUACUAGACUCCGUAUCGCGUGGAUCAACGGUAAAUCGGAGCAGGGGGCCCCGAACCGUCAACCAUCGGAGUCUAGUACACUUUGGGCCAUUAUGAUUUUAUCAUAAGCAGUCAACAAAGAGCCGCCACUACCACGGAAGAUUAUGCUUACAAAUGACGACCUCAUGUUCAUAUAUUCAUCUUGUCUGGCUCGUAGCCAGUCCUAAUAGGUUUAGUUCCCGAAGUUUAAGCAUUGGUGCCUCCUUGUGCUUGUGGACCAGCAGAUGCUCUUGGUGUCAUCCAGUCCAUAUAAAGGGUCUCUUCCUCUCAGAGAUAUUCUACAAUACCCGCAAACAGACAAAUAUACUGGAAUGAGGACCUAAUAUACACCAUGGUCUCAAUUGUCGAACCCAGUGCUGUGUUUACGGUCGAAAAUGGAACACAUCUCGCACAGCAUGAUAGCAAUGGCUGGGCAGAAGGCGUACUGCCUGGUUUCCUUUCCGAGCUCAGCGGUUGGCAGAUCGCAGUUACCAUCUUACUCAUUCUGAUGGCCUACGAUCAAUCUAUGUACAUCAUACGAAAAGGCCCUAUCGCCGGACCGACCUUCAAAAUCCCAUUCAUGGGACCCUUCAUACAAAGUCUCCACCCAAAGUUCGAUGCAUAUCUUGCUCAAUGGGCCAGUGGACCGCUUAGCUGCGUUUCCGUAUUCCACAAAUUUGUCGUUCUGGCUUCAGACCGCGACCUCGCACACAAAGUCUUCAAGUCACCGAAUUACGCCAAACCAUGCUUAGUUCCAAUCGCGACUGAAAUCAUGCGUCCAUCCGCAUGGGUCUUCCUCAAUGGCAAGGCCCAUGCUGAGUACCGCAGAGGACUGGCUGGCCUUUUUACCAACAAAGCUCUCGGCACCUAUCUCCCGGUCCAGGAAAAGGUCUAUACCGAUUACUUCGACAGAUUCGUCGCAGCUAGCAAGGAAAAUGGAGGGAAACCAAUGGGGUUCAUGGGACAUUUCAGAGAAAUCAACUGCGCGCUAUCGUGCCGAACCUUCUUUGGCGAUUACAUCUCUCAAGACACAGUCAAACGAAUUGCCGAUGAUUUCUACCUCGUCACCGCCGCUCUGGAGCUUGUCAACAUUCCCCUCUCCAUUUACGUUCCCUUCACCAAGUGCUGGCGAGGGAAACGCAUCGCAGAUGCAGUCCAGGCCGAUUUCACAAAGUGUGCUGCUACAUGCAAGGCCAACAUGGCCACUGGCGCUGAGCCAAAAUGCAUAGUCGACCAAUGGGUUCUACACAUGAUGGAGUCCAACAAAUACCGAGAACAAAUCGCCGCUGGAAAAGAAGGAGUAGAGAAGCCGGCAAAUCUCAUCCGCGACUUCACAGAUGAGGAGAUUGGCCAGACGAUAUUUACCUUCCUCUUUGCAUCCCAAGACGCCUCCAGCAGUUCAACUACCUGGCUAUUCCAGAUCCUCGCCCAGCGUCCAGACGUCCUUGAUCGUGUCCGAGAGGAGAAUCUCGCCGUACGCCAAGGUGACAAAAACCGCCCAUUCGAUCUCGACAUGUACGAGUCACUCACCUACACCAACGCCGUGGUCAAAGAACUCCUCCGUCACCGACCGCCCGUCAUCUUCGUACCUUACACCGCCACGAAAGACUUCCCCAUCACACCAACCUACACCGUCCCCAAAGGCGCCCUAAUCGUCCCGUCCUGCUACCCAGCUCUUCAUGACCCAGAGGUGUACCCGAAUCCCGAUGUUUUCGAUCCCGAGCGCUGGAUCACGGGCGAUGCGGAGUCGAAGACUAAGAAUUGGCUUGUGUUUGGUGCAGGGGCGCAUGAUUGUCUGGCGAGGAAGUAUGUGCCGCUGACGAUGGCGGCGAUGAUUGGGAAGGCGGCGUUGGAGGUUGAUUGGGUGCAUCAUGCUACGAGUCGGUCGGAGGAGAUCAGGGUUUUUGCUACGUUGUUCCCAAUGGAUGAGUGUCCACUCGUUUUCACCAAGCGCAAGUGAACCUAAUUGGCAUGAAGUCCUAUAAUACCCAUUCAUGAACCCAGAGCUUGUGCAUAUCAGCAUAGCAAUUAAUCACUGUAGAUAUACUAGCGAAA
This is a messenger RNA of Pseudogymnoascus verrucosus, 2915 nucleotides long. RefSeq lists its product as uncharacterized. Bases 1213 to 2820 code for a protein of 535 amino acids. The transcript is spliced from 4 exons. The record is from RefSeq and is a predicted model, not a curated record. Gene Ontology annotation, molecular function: heme binding; monooxygenase activity; iron ion binding. Lineage: Eukaryota; Fungi; Ascomycota; Leotiomycetes; Thelebolales; Thelebolaceae. Gene Ontology annotation, biological process: sterol metabolic process.